Messenger RNA from Nilaparvata lugens (brown planthopper), 702 nucleotides. RefSeq names its product NADH dehydrogenase [ubiquinone] 1 alpha subcomplex assembly factor 2. The record is from RefSeq and is a predicted model, not a curated record. Gene Ontology annotation, biological process: mitochondrial respiratory chain complex I assembly. NCBI's taxonomy places the organism in Eukaryota, Metazoa, Arthropoda, Insecta, Hemiptera, Delphacidae. The transcript has 2 exons. The coding region runs from base 119 to 541 and encodes 140 amino acids. Gene Ontology annotation, cellular component: membrane.
GGUUUGUUGGUGGUCAGUCAGUUUUAGAGGUUAUGACUUAUGAUGACAUAAGAAAUAAAUUGAAAUGCUUGUCUGGUUGUUUUGUUAAACUAUUUAUUGUAAUUUGUGGCAAAUAAUCAUGUCGAGGGAAGGAAGAGGAAUCGUUGUGUCUAUUCUGAAGAACUUUUGGGACUCUCUGAAGCCGAGACAAUUCAGAGGAACACUAGUUGGUGAGGACCAUUACGGCACCAAGUACUACGAAAUCACUGGCGAAGGCAGGCAACGAAAAGAGAGGUACUUUGUGCCUUUGACCAAAGAAGAGUUCGACCAAGAGAUACCCAGCGAAUGGGAGUCGUGGCUGAGAGGUCGCAGGGUGACUCCGCCCACAAAAGAAGAAAUCCUCAAGAACUACCAGCUGAUGGUGUCGAAAAAAGAAAAUGCCACCGAGCUCGAUCUGAAGCACAAAGGAGCGGCAAAGAUCGAACAGGAGAAGCAAGCUACUGGUUUUCAUUCGUUUCCUGUCUAUGAAGAAUACAAAGACGACCCUCUUAAUAAGAAGUAGAUCACAUAUUUAAAUGAAACCAGCUUUAAAUACGUGUAAAUAAUUCCUUUCUGUACGGUACUAUUAUUAUGUAGCUUAGUUUGAACGUGUUGAGUAUCUCAUAAUGCGGAAUGUGAUUUUAUUCUUAUCUAUUAAGAAAAUAUAUUGUUAUUUUAAAAAUA